This is a messenger RNA of Megalops cyprinoides (Indo-Pacific tarpon), 1167 nucleotides long. RefSeq names its product ATPase H+ transporting accessory protein 2 (gene atp6ap2). Gene Ontology annotation, molecular function: signaling receptor activity. The record is from RefSeq and is a predicted model, not a curated record. The coding region runs from base 22 to 1110 and encodes 362 amino acids. The transcript has 9 exons. Lineage: Eukaryota; Metazoa; Chordata; Actinopteri; Elopiformes; Megalopidae. Gene Ontology annotation, cellular component: membrane; external side of plasma membrane. Gene Ontology annotation, biological process: positive regulation of Wnt signaling pathway.
UGAUCCGGUCGAAGGAGAGAGAUGAGCUACGGUGGAAGUCAAAGAAGAAUGUGUCGUCCAUUGGCGUUAUUCGUUGUUUGCGCUGCUUUUGCAGCAGGAGUUCUUGGGGACCGUCUGACAGUGUUGAAGGCACCCCAGUAUGUGACCUUUCAAGAGGGAGACUGGCCUGUUUCUGGGGAGAAGGUCCCCGACCUGGUGGCCCUGACCAUGGGGUUUUCCGUGGAGGAUGAGCUCGGCUGGCCCGGCCUACAGGCAGGCUCUCUGUUCCAGCGACCUCAGGCCAGCAUCCUGGUGGUGGUGAGAGGCGUGGACAGCCUGGAUCUGCCCCAGAGCUCAGUGUCCUACCCGCUGGAGAAUCCAGUGCCGUUCACCCUGGACAGUGUGGCCAACACCAUGCACACGCUCUUCCAGGAGGACACGCCUGUGGUCCUGCAGCUGGCACCCAGCGAAGAGAGGCUGUACAUGGUGGGGAAGGCCAACACGGUGUUCGAGGACCUCCCCGUCACCCUGCAGCAGAUCCAGGGACGCCUGACUCAGGACGGCUCUAUCCUCAAGUCCCUGCCCCACAGCUCCCUCAGGCGGAACAAUGAGGCUGACCUGCUCUUCCUGUCCGAGUUGCAGGUGCUGCAUGACAUUGCUGCUUUGCUGCUGAGGCACAAGCACCUGGCCAGAGACCACUCCCCUGACCUUUUCUCCCUGGAGCUGGCUGGGCUGGAGGAGAUCAGCCGUCGCUACGGCACGGACUCCCCGCAGUUCCGCGACGCCACCCAGAUCCUGGCCGGUGUCCUGCAGAAGUUCGCAGACGACAUGUCCAGCAUCUACAGCAACAACGCGGUGGUGGAGGUAGUGACGGUGAAGAGCUUUGAGGCACCCCUCACCAGGAAGUCCCGCUCCAUUCUGGAGUCGAAGCAGAUCAGCAACCCCGGGAGCCCUUACAACCUGGCCUACAAGUACAACUUUGAAUAUGCUGUGGUGUUCAACAUCGUGUUGUGGCUGAUGAUUGUCUUGGCCCUGGCUGUCAUCGCCAUCGCCUACAACCUGUGGAACAUGGACCCGGGCUAUGACAGCAUCAUCUACAGGAUGACCAAUCAAAAGAUCCGCCUGGACUAAGAGCCGACCCCUUUACAUUUCCAUUGAGUUGUUGUUGCUCUUCUUUGUUGUUGUUGU